Sitophilus oryzae (rice weevil) is the source of this 815-nucleotide messenger RNA. RefSeq names its product ecdysteroid-regulated 16 kDa protein-like. Lineage: Eukaryota; Metazoa; Arthropoda; Insecta; Coleoptera; Curculionidae. Gene Ontology annotation, biological process: intracellular cholesterol transport. Gene Ontology annotation, molecular function: sterol binding. Bases 151 to 603 code for a protein of 150 amino acids. The record is from RefSeq and is a predicted model, not a curated record. The transcript is spliced from 4 exons.
GUCCUUUCCUGAUAAUAAACAGUUUCAAUUCAUCAAACAAAAUUACGACAGGGUUACAAUUCGUCGUCAUCUACUAGUGCUGUGGAAGAAACAACCGAUUUCUUGGUGACUUUAUUUUUUUCUUGUCAAAGAAGCUAAAAGUUAAAAAAUAUGGAAAACAGAAUUUUAGUUUCAGUGGCCAUUCUAUUGGUUUCUUCCUACUUCGCUUGUGCAGCGUACACUGAUUGUGGGUCGCAAGAUGGUAGCAUUGUCGAUAUACAAAUCACAAACUGCCCAGCCUCAUCCAGAAGAUGUACAUUAAAAAGGAACACCAACGCCACCAUGGUCAUCAACUUCACUCCAAGCACGCCAUCUACAAGUCUGAAAGCUGUCGUUCAUGGACUAAUUAUGGGAGUACCGGUACCAUUCGACUUACCCAAUCCAGACGGCUGUAAAGAUUCUGGUUUGUCCUGUCCAUUGACACCUGGAACUACUUACAAGUACACCACAACGAUGCCAAUCAGUACGAGUUAUCCAAGGAUAACGCUGGACAUAAAGUGGGAACUGGUAGAUUCCGAUCAGAAAGACGUCAUUUGUGCCCAAAUUCCAGCCAGAAUUGCCUAAGAAAUUCCUGGAUUUAAAAUAUUUAAAGUAUUUUUUUUGUGACGAGUCCUUCUUUGAGUGCAAACAAAAACCAUGUAAAUCCAGUUCAAACGUUAUUAAUUAUAAAAUUAUCGUCAACAAAUUGUAAAUUAUUGUAUUUAUAUUGAUAAACAAGCUCUGCCUAGUGUCACUAUCAAAUGAAUAAAUGUUAAUAAAUUAGAUAAAACAAGUUA